Molecule: messenger RNA, 2888 nt
Organism: Manis pentadactyla (Chinese pangolin)
Lineage: Eukaryota; Metazoa; Chordata; Mammalia; Pholidota; Manidae
Product: zinc finger protein 879
Exons: 4
Coding region: 697-2385 (562 amino acids)
Biological process (GO): negative regulation of transcription by RNA polymerase II
Molecular function (GO): DNA-binding transcription repressor activity, RNA polymerase II-specific
Source: RefSeq, a predicted model, not a curated record
GAGGGGAGAAUGGAUGGGUCAAGUUUCCUUUUACAAUGAAGGAGCUUUAAUAACACUUUCUUCAUAAAGGAAGAGCCACUUCCAAGAGGAAGAGAAGAGAGUACUAAGUUUUGGUUGGCUGUUCCUGAAAAGGACCCCAAUUCUUCAAAUGCUAUGUGAAGAAUUCUUAUAAUUAGUAUUGCUAUCAUUCUACUACAGUAUUACGCAUUAUAUAUAAUGAUAUGUUGUGUGUAUAUAAUUAUUAUAAUUUUAGUAUUAUAGCUCAAAAUAUCUAAGUGCAGCUGUGUGGAAUGUUUGUUACCUCAUUUAAUCUGUGAGUCUGACAUGACUUCCCUUUACUCUGUUACUGCAUGAAUGGUUCUAAUGCCAUAGUUCGAUUCAUCUUUAUUCAUAAACCACUGGCUGAGAGGUAGGAGGCCCAGGGACUGGAAGUGUGCUUCCUGCACACCCUUGGUUUCUGUGGCCAUGCCCGGGGCCCUCUGACUCAGGAAUGCCUGAGCUUCCAGGUUCCCGCUGGCUUCCUUCUGCAGGGUGCUUGGUGUGGAGAUUUCUAACUUGGUCUUGCCUAAUGAGGGCAGGAGUACAGCCAGUGUGGAGAGAUCUCACAGUUUCUUUCCGCAUUUCAGGUGCCUUCUCCAAGAAGGGCAGCAGGGAGAGGGAAAUGGCCACAGGGUUCCUGCCAGCCCAGGCUAAGGAAUGGUCCUGCUGUUACAGGUGUCUGUGACAUUCAGGGAUGUGGCCGUGUUCUUCAGCCGGGACGAGUGGCUGCACCUGGACUCUGCGCAGAGGACCUUGUACCGGGAGGUGAUGCUGGAGAACUACAGCACCCUGGUCUCGCUGGGGAUUCUGUUUUCCAAACCAAAGGUUAUUUUCCAGUUAGAGCAAGGGGAAGACCCCUGGAUGGUGGAAAAUGGAGUUUCUCAAGGCACAUGUGUAGGAUGGGAGAGCUUGUUUGAAACCGCAGUUUCAGAAGAAGAAGGUCAGGAAGUAAUGAAUAAAUUCAUAGGUGAUGCUCCUUUUGACUUCAAGUCAGGAAAGACCUACAUAAAUGAGGACAAACUAGAGAAGCAGCAAGGCCAAAACAGCAAACCCUUCAGGAAACUCUUAAUUACCAUUAAAAAAACCUGCAUGAUGGAGAGAAGCUUUACAGGUAUUGAACUGGGGAAGAAUCUUGCUCUAAAAUCAUCACUUACUAGAAAACCUAGAAUGGCUUCCAGAGGAAGGAAACCCCAUUCACAGCAGUAUUCAAUUCUGUUUAAACAACUGGGAGUCAGUAUAGUACGUAAAUGCUACAAAUGUAAUGUCUGUGGGAAAAUCUUCCUCCACAGUUCUUCCCUGAGUAAACACCAGAGAAUCCAUACUGGAGAGAAGCUCUAUAAAUGUAAGGAAUGUAGGAAAGCUUUCAGCCAAAGCUCAUCUCUAACUCAGCAUCUAAGAGUUCAUACUGGAGAGAAACCUUAUAUAUGUAGUGAAUGUGGAAAAGCCUUCAGUUUCACUACAUCUCUUAUUGGACAUCAGAGAAUGCAUACUGGAGAGAGGCCCUAUAAAUGCAAUGAAUGUGGGAAAACAUUUAAAGGUAGCUCAUCCCUUAAUAAUCACCAGAGAAUUCAUACUGGAGAAAAGCCCUAUAAGUGUAAUGAAUGUGGGAGAGCCUUUAGUCAGUGCUCAUCUCUUAUUCAACAUCAUAGAAUUCAUACUGGCGAGAAACCAUAUGAAUGUAGCCAGUGUGGGAAAGCUUUUACUUCAAUAUCACGGCUGAGCAGACACCACAGGAUUCAUACUGGAGAGAAGCCCUUUAACUGCAAUGAGUGUGGAAAAGUGUUCAGUUACCACUCAGCCCUUAUUAUACAUCAGAGAAUUCACACUGGUGAGAAACCUUAUGCAUGUAAAGAAUGUGGGAAAGCCUUCAGCCAAAGCUCUGCUCUUAUACAGCAUCAAAGAAUUCAUACUGGAGAAAAACCCUACAAAUGUAAUGAAUGUGGGAAAGCUUUCUCCUGGAUUUCACGGCUUAAUAUACACAAUAGAAUCCAUACUGGAGAAAAACCAUAUAGUUGUAAAGAAUGUGGAAAAGCUUUCAGUUCCCACUCAGCAGUUAAUACUCACAGAAAAAUCCAUACUGGGGAGAAACCUUAUAAAUGUUGUGACUGUGAAAAAGCCUUCAACCAAAGCUCAGCUCUAAUUCAGCACCAGAGAAUUCAUACUGGAGAGAAACCAUUCAACUGUAAAGUAUGUGGGAAAGCCUUCAGACAAAGUUCAUCCCUUAUGACACAUAUGAGAAUUCAUACAGGAGAAAAGCCUUAUAAAUGUAAAGAAUGUGGGAAAGCUUUUAGUCAGAGCUCAUCCCUUACCAAUCAUCAGAGGACUCAUACUGGAGAAAAACCAUAAAAUGUAUGUGGAAAAUCUAGUUGAAGUUCAUUCCAUACUAAAUAUCAGAGAAUUCAUCUUGGGGAGAAAGUGAUAAAAAGUUAAUUGUCAGUUAAACUUCAGAAUCUAGGCUGUCAAACAUCAGAGACUUCAUGGUGCAUGUUACCUUAGGAAGAUUAGGAUGGCUUCUUUAAAAUAUUUUUUCAUUUUUUAAGUUAUUACUGAUUAUAAAAUAGAGAAUUUAUAAGAUCAAAAUGUUAGUAUAUUAUAUUUUCAUUCUAGUGAUGUAUGGCAACAACCACCAGCUUUCACAAAUAUCACUGGAAAGCAUGUUUUAUGGAAGGAUUUAUGUUAAAGUGCAGCCAUGAAAGUUUGACGAUUGAUCUAGGAAUCUAUUUUUUUUGAAACUGUAAGUGUUAAACAAGCCAAUUGUAGUAAGAAUGUUUUGGAGAAGAACUGUAAGCAGGUGACCUGUAGCUACCUCACUGUGACUAAAAUUUGGUUUUAAAAAUUGUUUCAAAGCA